This is a messenger RNA of Vitis riparia (riverbank grape), 892 nucleotides long. RefSeq lists its product as uncharacterized. Lineage: Eukaryota; Viridiplantae; Streptophyta; Magnoliopsida; Vitales; Vitaceae. The record is from RefSeq and is a predicted model, not a curated record. Gene Ontology annotation, molecular function: metal ion binding. The transcript is spliced from 7 exons. The coding region runs from base 24 to 842 and encodes 272 amino acids.
UGGAGGGUUUGAAGCUGACUGGAAUGAUGAUGAACCAGAGCAAGGAUACCAGUUGCAACGAUUCCUCCUCAGAGGGUCCAAACCCGUGUCCCAUCUGUCUCGGGCCUGUAGUUAAGGACUCCUAUUUGGAUCAAUGUUUCCAUAAAUUUUGCUAUGAUUGCAUUGUACGUUGGACCAAAGUGGUUGCCAGUAAACAUUGUCGCUUGUCUUCCACUAUAAAAUGUCCUUUAUGCAAGACUGAAAAUUUUUCUAUUGUACAUGGAUAUGAUGGGAGUUCUUUUCAACAACAUUACAUUAACCAGGAUUUUGGGAAAAGUUUUUCCUUUUCAAAAGCUCACAAGUAUAGAUUACAGUGCUACUACACUGAACCAGGUAUCUUAAAUGAUAAAUUCAAUGUGUCGCGGUAUUGGAAGUUCCAUAAGUAUCGUCAGCCAAAUCAGUGGCUGCAGGCUUGGUUAAGAAGGGAGAUUCAAGCUCUAAUACAGGAGGAAGAUGUUGACAUUAUUGUGCAUCACAUCCUUGGUGUGCUUGACUCAGUCAUCAAAAGAACCGAGCAAAAAGGUCAGACAAUUACACCUGAAAGAAAACAAGAAGAGUUCAAAGCUUCAGUCUCUGAUGCAGCUAGGCCUUUCCUAACAGGAAGAACAGACCGAUUCGUAAACGAGGUGGAACUAUUUCUUGCAUCAGGUUUAAACAUUGAAGCCUAUGAUGAAGUUUAUCUGCAGCAGUUGGGUUGGACCAACCCUAUGGCAACCACAGAGGGUGUAGAAGAACAGAAUGGACACACACAUGUUGUUCCUUAUUUGUACUUGUUUGACUAUGACUCUGAUGGCACUGAUUGAAACAUUUCCUUGCUAAUGUGGAAGUUGGUCUGAUUUUCUUUUGUGAACUU